GACUGCAUCAGUCGCCGCUGCUGGAGCGGCUGCCACAAGGAGAGCGGGCAGCGCAGCAGCCAGCGAGCGCGCGGCCUGGGAGGCUGCAGGCGCCCCCUCACUCCCGCCUGGGCGCAGCCCCGGGAGCGGGCUGGGGGCGCCGGAGCACACUCCGGCAUGAAGCGGCUUCCCCCUAGGCUGGUGCAAGCCGGUGCCAGGGUCCAAGGACAAAGCCGGGAAGCGCUGGUGGCGCCACUCCUCAGGCUGAGGGGGGGGCAUGCACCUGCAUAGCCCGCCGGGCCUUGGCUCUCCUCUCCCCGGAGCCUCAACUCCGCUGCUCCGGCGUAGCCGGCUCUGGAUUUACUAGAAGCCAUUUUGUCUCCCCCUCCCCUCCCCCCUCCCCGCCCCCUCUACUUUCCCCUUUUGUUAAUUACAACUAAGAAGUAAGAAUGGGAACGAGGUGGCCAGCUCUUGGGGAGACCGCUUAAGGACACCACGCCAAUUCCUCCCUUCCGAGAUGGAAAGAGGCGCUCCUAGCUCACUUAAGCCGGGGUAGGGCUGGUUCUCCUUUCCGAGCCAAAAUCCCAGGCGAUGGUGAAUUAUGAACGUGCCACACCAUGAAGCUCUUGUGGCAGGUAACUGUGCACCACACCUGGAAUGCCGUCCUGCUCCCGGUCGUCUACCUCACCGCGCAAGUGUGGAUUCUGUGUGCAGCCAUCGCUGCUGCCGCCUCCGCCGGGCCCCAAAACUGCCCGUCUGUCUGUUCGUGCAGUAACCAGUUCAGCAAGGUGGUGUGCACCCGCCGGGGUCUCUCUGAGGUCCCCCAGGGUAUUCCCUCCAACACCCGGUACCUCAACCUCAUGGAAAACAAUAUCCAGAUGAUCCAGGCCGACACUUUCCGACACCUCCACCACCUGGAGGUCCUGCAGCUGGGCAGGAACUCCAUCCGGCAGAUUGAGGUGGGGGCCUUCAAUGGCCUAGCCAGCCUCAACACCCUGGAGCUGUUUGACAACUGGCUGACAGUCAUCCCCAGUGGGGCCUUUGAGUAUCUGUCCAAGCUGCGGGAGCUCUGGCUGCGAAACAACCCCAUAGAAAGCAUCCCCUCUUAUGCCUUCAACCGGGUGCCCUCCCUCAUGCGCCUGGACUUGGGAGAGCUCAAGAAGCUGGAGUAUAUCUCUGAGGGGGCUUUUGAGGGGUUGUUCAACCUCAAGUACCUGAACUUGGGCAUGUGUAACAUUAAAGAUAUGCCUAAUCUCACCCCCCUGGUGGGGCUGGAGGAGCUGGAGAUGUCAGGGAACCACUUCCCUGAAAUCAGGCCUGGCUCCUUCCAUGGCCUAAGCUCCCUCAAGAAGCUAUGGGUCAUGAACUCACAGGUCAGCUUGAUUGAGCGGAAUGCUUUUGAUGGUCUGGCCUCACUUGUGGAACUCAACUUGGCCCACAAUAACCUCUCUUCUCUGCCCCAUGACCUCUUCACCCCACUGAGGUAUUUGGUGGAGUUGCACCUACACCACAAUCCUUGGAACUGUGAUUGUGACAUUCUGUGGCUAGCGUGGUGGCUUCGGGAGUAUAUACCCACCAAUUCCACCUGCUGUGGCCGCUGUCAUGCUCCCCUGCACAUGCGAGGCCGCUACCUGGUGGAGGUGGACCAGGCCUCCUUCCAGUGCUCUGCCCCCUUCAUCAUGGAUGCACCUCGGGACCUCAAUAUCUCUGAGGGUCGGAUGGCGGAACUUAAGUGUCGGACUCCCCCUAUGUCCUCUGUGAAGUGGUUGCUGCCCAAUGGAACAGUGCUUAGCCACGCCUCCCGCCACCCCCGGAUCUCUGUCCUCAAUGAUGGCACCUUGAACUUUUCCUACGUGCUGCUCUCAGACACUGGGGUAUACACGUGCAUGGUGACCAACGUGGCAGGCAACUCCAAUGCCUCGGCCUACCUCAAUGUGAGCACGGCCGAGCUCAACACCUCCAACUAUAGCUUCUUCACCACGGUCACAGUGGAGACCACUGAGAUCUCGCCUGAGGAUACAACACGCAAAUACAAGCUUGUUCCUACCACGUCCACUGGUUACCAGCCGGCAUAUACCACCUCUACCACGGUGCUCAUUCAGACCACCCGUGUGCCCAAGCAGGUGGCAGUACCCGCGACAGACACCAAUGACAAGAUGCAGACCAGCCUGGAUGAAGUCAUGAAGACCACCAAGAUCAUCAUUGGCUGCUUCGUGGCAGUGACUCUGCUAGCUGCCGCCAUGUUGAUUGUCUUCUAUAAACUUCGUAAGCGGCACCAGCAGAGGAGUACAGUCACAGCCGCCCGAACAGUUGAGAUUAUCCAAGUGGAUGAAGACAUCCCAGCAACGGCAUCCUCAGCAGCAACAGCCGCUCCAUCCGGUGUAUCAGGUGAGGGGGCAGUAGUGCUGCCCACAAUUCAUGACCAUAUUAACUACAACACCUACAAACCAGCACAUGGGGCCCACUGGACAGAAAACAGCCUGGGGAACUCUCUGCACCCCACAGUCACCACUAUCUCUGAACCUUAUAUAAUUCAGACCCAUACUAAGGACAAGGUACAGGAAACUCAAAUAUGACUCCCCCUCCCCCAAAAAACUUAUAAAAUGCAAUAGAAUGCACAAAAAAAAAAAAAAAAAGCAACUUUUGUACAGAGUGGGGUGAGACUUUUUCUUGUAUAUGCUUAUAUAUUAAAUCUAUGGGCUGGUAAAAGAAACAGAUUAUAUUAAAAUUUAAAAACAAAAAAAUCAAAACAAAACUAUUUUCUAAUUUGUAAGUUCUAUUUAAACAGGGAGUGGGGUUCUCGGGAAUGAUGUGGGGUAGAGGCCACAAGCCAACUUGCUAUGUUGCCAGAAGGGCUUUCUGGUAUAAGAUUGAAACUGCUAAGAUAAAACAAACUAAGACAUCAACAAAUAUCCGUAAAGAGGUAGGGUGUGGGCUGCUGAGGGAUGGGGGUGGGGGUAGAAUGAAUCUGUCAUUUUUUUUAGAAGAUGCUCUAAAGGAUACAGGAAUAUCCAUUUCUAUAGACACCUUUCUUAAGCUGAGAGCUGUCUUUGCAGAUUUAUCUUAUUAAAAAAAAAAUACAAAAAAAAAAAAAGCACCAAGAAUUUGUACUGUGCUAAAAUGUUGAGAGGCAAUAAUUUUUUUCUUCAAAGGCCAAGUGGAAGAUAGAUCUGUAAAUGUAUUUUAAAUAGGAAAACCACCAAAAUUCAAAUGAAUCCUUAAAGGGGCUGAGUCUUUAUAACUGUCCAUGUGCACAAGUCUCCUUGGUUUAUGCACUGGGACACACGUGUGCCCCGCCUGAUAGAGCGCUUCAGGAAGGAGCAGAGAAGGAAGAGAGCUGGUGUAGCUCUCAGUCAAAUGCUUUCACAGUGCACCAGAUUCCUGCAGUUGGGCUUAACCCAAUCUGUGCGAGGCAUGUGUCUAUAUUCAGGGUUUCCCAUGAGGAGGAGGAGGCCCCUGAAGUGGGUGCGGCAACAGAGGGGGGGUGGGAAGGGAGAGCAGAAGCAGGGAGAAUGUAUUCACAGGAGGCCAUAAAUUAGCAUUGUUGCCAUGUCCACCUGUUGUUCCCAGUAUCUGACAAAUGAUUGUAGACAAUAAUGGCAUUUUAUGAUUUUUGAAAAUGGUUUUGUUUGUUUUAAAGUGGAGAGGGAAGAGGCUGGGGGUGGGGAGCUUGGGGGAGUGGAAGCUUUUCUCCGGCUUGUGAUUUGGUGACUAUUCUAAAUGCUGAUUCAUUAGGGAUUAUUACAGCUGAUGUCAACUGGUUGUUGUGAUGGGAGGGGACAGAACAUGAGUAGAUAAGAAAAAGGAGAGCGAGCAAGGACACAGGCUCAUUUAAAGUAAAAUGAAGCCUUUCCCAACCAGGAUGGUUCACAAAAAAUAUGUGAAAUCCACAGAAAAAACAAAAGUGAUACACAUGUACACAUAAGUUCUGCAUGGAGUCCUGUUGGAUGUAGCACAACGGGGGAAAGGCUUCCCUCUCCCAGGCCUACCUCAGGAGGAGGUGGAAGGUAAAGGGUGGGCAUGGAUGGGGAAGGCAGAGAUCUCUGUUAUUCUGGUCCAUUUAAUGCUGUAACUUCUUUCAUUUAUUAUUUUAGCUUUAAAAGGAAAUAAAGGGUUCAGAUUUGAAAGGGGUUGGGGUGGGUGGGGGGAAUGUCAACAAAAGAACACUGAUUGUAAUGUGAGAAAGUGUAUUUUUGUAUUUUAAUAAAUAUUGUUCAAUUUUUAA
Molossus molossus (Pallas's mastiff bat) is the source of this 4204-nucleotide messenger RNA. RefSeq names its product leucine rich repeat containing 4 (gene LRRC4). Bases 597 to 2555 code for a protein of 652 amino acids. The record is from RefSeq and is a predicted model, not a curated record. Lineage: Eukaryota; Metazoa; Chordata; Mammalia; Chiroptera; Molossidae. Gene Ontology annotation, biological process: excitatory synapse assembly; synaptic membrane adhesion; postsynaptic density protein 95 clustering. The transcript is spliced from 2 exons. Gene Ontology annotation, molecular function: protein binding. Gene Ontology annotation, cellular component: plasma membrane; postsynaptic density membrane; glutamatergic synapse.